AUGUUUGAGGGAUUCGAGCAGUUUCAAGUACCGGUUCAUAGUCUAUUCCUGAACAAGGAACUCGAGAUCUUUUGCAGAAAGAAGGGUAAUGGUAAGAAAGCUAUUUUACUCUUACAUGGAUAUCCACAGACCAGCCAUAUAUGGAACAAAAUAGCACCGAAGCUGUCUGAGGAAUAUACGGUAGUAGCAACGGAUUUGAGGGGCUAUGGACAAUCAUCUAAACCACCAGGAUCAAAGAGUCAUGAAGAAUAUUCUAAACGAGAGAUGGCAUCUGACCAAGUCCAAGUCAUGCAACAUUUCGGUUAUGAUGAAUUUUACAUUAUAGCUCAUGAUAGAGGUGCGAGGGUAGCACAUAGAUUAGCUUUGGAUAAUCCAUCAAAAGUAAAAGGUAUGAUGUUGUUAGAUAUAGCUCCUACCCUAUACAUGUACGAUAACACCGAUAUGGCAUUUGCUAAAGGAUAUUGGCAUUGGUUCUUCCUUAUUCAAGAGUCGCCUGGACCUGAGAAUAUGAUCAUGUCUGGACCCGAGCAAUUUUGGCAAGCCAUGGCGGGACGUCCUUCGCAUCAAGGUGUCAAUUGGUCCGAAGAAGAUUUAAAGGAAUAUAAAAGUAAACUGUUUACUGAAGAAACAGUACAUGCCUCAUGUGAAGAUUAUAGAGCAGCCGCAACGAUAGAUCUAGAACAUGACCGAGCCUCAAGCUCUUCAGGAGAUAAGAUAUCCAUACCUAAAUUGGUGGUAUUAUGGGGUAAGAAAGGAUUAAUCGAAUCCUAUAACUCAGGAGAUGUCGUUGGAGUCUGGAAAGAAUGGAUAAAUUCAUCUGUUACACAAAUCAAAGGAAAAGGUGUGGAUUCAGGGCAUUAUAUUCCGGAAGAAAAAUGGGAUGAUAUUCUGGAAGAAAGUAAAUGGUUGUUCGAAGAAUAA
Molecule: messenger RNA, 921 nt
Organism: Kwoniella shivajii
Lineage: Eukaryota; Fungi; Basidiomycota; Tremellomycetes; Tremellales; Cryptococcaceae
Exons: 7
Coding region: 1-921 (306 amino acids)
Molecular function (GO): hydrolase activity
Source: RefSeq, a predicted model, not a curated record